Messenger RNA from Doryrhamphus excisus (bluestripe pipefish), 6169 nucleotides. Its product is annotated as fidgetin-like protein 2. NCBI's taxonomy places the organism in Eukaryota, Metazoa, Chordata, Actinopteri, Syngnathiformes, Syngnathidae. The record is from RefSeq and is a predicted model, not a curated record.
GGGCGAUCUAGGGAGUGGAGGAGAGAAAGAUAUGGUCCCACAAGAGAGUCCAAUCCUCACACACUUCACACACACACACACACUCUCUCACACUGUUUUGCCGAAGAGUGGAUUACUUUUUUAAAUCAAGCCGAUGCGUGAUCAGGUGGCCGCCUGUCCCAGCUGCCUCAAGGUGUGACAUGAACCAUGGAGGAGCGCAGAGGUCCACUUGCUAACUCGCCUCGCAGCCUUCUCACUCCCCGGAGCCCGGUGGGGUCCUGCAGCAUGCAGCUGGCGUCUCACUAGCACCAAGUGGACCCGGUCCUGUCCUUUUUUUCGUGGGGCCGGGGCUGCAGAAUGCUCAGUCCUGUCACUCCUUACACAGGUCUGUUGAAGAUGCACUGGUCUCCGGAGCACACCGCCCCUCUAUCUCAGUGGCCUGAGCAGCACCUAGAUGUCACCUCCACCACAUCACCCCCGUCUGUCCACAAACAUGAACCCUAUUCCGCCGCUCGCCGCAAUUACGCCCACGCCGGUUACCCUUGGGCCAGUGACGACAUAUCAGCCCUGACAGCUUCUUCGCUUCUCAAGCGUUAUGCAGAGAAAUACACAGGCCUGGACCUGCCCUACGAGCGUCCUGCCACAGGGGCCUACACAGAGCCUGGCGCUUUCCUCAAAACAGAAUCUGAUCCCUGGGCUAUCAGCCAGGGCAUCGAGUGCUACCCCGGGCUUGAAGCACUAACUGGCACCAAGAUGGGCUCCGGCAUUCCCGCCACAGGAAGUGUGACUGUUGUGAGCAGUAACUCAGCCUCAGACACAGGCUACAGUGGCACCAGCCCUUGCAGUGCCCCAUCAUCACAGGACUAUCCUCCUGCCUACAACAGCACAUACCUCUCCUCAGGAUAUUGCCCUCAGCCUGGCACAGCACUUCCCCCUGCCCCUCUUCACACUUUGCAGGCAACACCCACUCUCGUGCAUAGCUAUAGCGCCAGCACUCCGGUCUACAACUACCCACCGGGCUGCUAUCCCCAAAACAGCCUCUCUUCUGGAUACAGCCACCCCAGUGCCUCCUAUCUACCCUCUGGGAUUAGUACCCCUACUCCACUGACCCCCAGGCCCACUAUGAUGGGGGGCAGUUACGGCUACCCAUCUCACAGCCUGGGAGCAGGUGCCGAGGCUGGAACAACGCUGAAACGCAAGGCCUUUGCGAUGGGGGAGGAUGAACAAGAGGAAGCUGAGGUGGAGGGAUCGCGCUAUAGAAAGUACGGCAACGGCGUCAGCAAAGGCAGCAACUAUGACGUCAGUGGCUCAGGUUCUGAUCCGCAGGCCUACAAACCCGCAAAGUCCCUUGUGUCACCCUCUUAUCGUGGCACAGGAGAAUACAGCCCCCAGUCCGGCCUGCCCGUGGAGAGUGUGUCAGGGGAGCACAGCUUUUCUCAGCAGAGGAUGUCUAUGAAGAUAGCGGCAUCACACACACAAGCUGAGGACCCUACUGGAGGCCAUUACGAGAUUCCCUCACAGCUGAAAACCAAAAACACAUAAUUUUCAACUACAAGUGGGCACAAGAGCCAAGUUUAUGAUUAUCCUUGUCUUUUUCCAUGUUUUCCCAAAGAUAGACGGUGCAUUGGAUCCUGUAAGGUGUAUUCUGUUUAUGUUGUCUAUACAUUUUCUGCAUAGGCAGCAUUUACGGUAUCUUAGGAUCUAUUUAUUUCCUUCCAGCAGUAGAAAUGCUGUUUUGUUUUGUUUUUUAAUGGCAGCGAGUGUAAUGAUAUAUGGCCCUAAACAGCAAUGUUCUCUACCAGCCCACAGAGAUCAUUUCGUUACCAAAAAGUAAGGAAAGCAAUAACUCAAAAGUUGAGGUGGUCAUGCUGUUUCAACACAAUCAUGACCAUUUGUCCUUUUUUGCGUUCCCUCUUAUUUUUCUGCUAGCCUGCAUCUUGUUUCCCACUCAAUGCUACUGUUGUCCAGGCAUGCGGCUGAAAUUAACCUGGCCUUUAAGUUGUUUCAGUGCAAGAUGUCAUCGCUGCACUUUGAGUGUUUUUGGCAUUGACAAAGUCAGUAUACUUAAUAGGGGUGUAACAGUACGCCAUAAUCAUGGUUCGUGGGUACAGUGAAGGAACAAAUGCAAAGCAUAAAAUUGCAAAGCUUGUAUGUAGGGGAGGCAUGGUUCAGGUGGUACAGUCGUCUCCCAACUUGAUGGUUGCUGGUCCGAUCCUCUGUCCUCCCGUGACGACGUUGAAGUAUCCUUGGGCAAGAUAUGAACACCUAGUUGCUUCUAAUGCUGUGUUAUGAGUAGGUGAAUGAGGUAACAGUGUCAAAGCACUGAAUACCGUAAAGGUAUACAAGCUACUGUAUACAAGUAUAUAACAGCUUUAAUGAUUUUUUUUCAAUGAAACAUAAGGAACUGCAAAAUGCUGAGAAUUAAUUAUUGAAUAUUAUAAUUCUCAAUUAAAAUACAAACAUUAAACAAGAAAACUCAGAUAUCAUUAUAUAGUGGUAUAUACAGUGGUAUGAAAAAGUUGGGCAGUCCUGAUAAUUUUCAAGAUUUUCCUUGAUAAAUCAUUGGUUGUUUGGACCAGCAAUUUGAGUUGAACACAGUUGGCAAGAAUCCGCUGAUACUGACUGGUAUCCAUGCGACCUUCAACUUGAACAGGAUUGCCAGUACCUACACUUGCCACACAGUCCCACAGCACGAUGGAACCACCACCAAAUGUUACUGUGGGAAGCAAGUGUUUGUUCAACUGUUUUGUUCUUACGGCCCCUUGUUAUUUCCAAAUAACUUUAGCUUCAUCAGUCCACAGAGCCUUAUUCCAAAAUGAAGACUUGUCCAAAUGUGCUUCAGCAUACCUCAAACGCCUCAGUUUGUGGCAUGUACACAAAAGGCUUGGUCCGCAUGACUUUCCCAGACAGCAUCCCUCUGUGCAAAGUGUGCUGAAUAGUUAAAUGAUGCACAGUGACACCAUCUGCAGCAAGAUCAAGAUUUCAUAUGAUUGGCUUAUGAAGGUCAAGGGUCAAUGAGUUUACCAAACAAAUUUUGUGGUCCAAUAAUUAGUGCUAAAGGUAUUCAAAUCAAGAAAACAGCAAGGGUGCCCAAAUCUAUGCACCUGUUUAAAUAAUUACUGCACACUUUCUGUAAAUCCUACACUUCUCAUCUAUCACUUCUCAUCUAUCACUGUGUUCAUCUUCUAUAUGAUAUAUUAACUGAAAUUGCUGGCCCCAACAACCAGUGAUUUAUAACGGAAAAUCUUGAAAAUAAUCUGGGGUGCCCAAACUUUUACAUACCACUGUGUGUGUAUAUAUUAAUAUAUAUAUAUAAUAAAAUAUAAUAAUAUAAUAUAUAUAAUAAUAAUAAAAAAAUAACAUAGCAGCGUUUCCCAUAGGACGGCAAUGCAUUUGUGGCAUUGUCAAAUCACCGUUGGGUAAUUUGAAUAAUUGCCCAUGAUGCAUGCGCAUGUAAUUAUUUAUGCAUGCCGUGGGAGACCAAAAGUGGGACAAAACAGAACAAAUAUUUUUAGAAACACAAAUGAACUUUUUUCUGCUGCUUCUUUUGUUCCCUUUUUGUUCUCUUGUUUUCUUAUGUCAAAAGCAAGAGCGAGAAGAAGAGCUAGAGGACUCAAAAUAUUAAUUUAACACACUUAUAAAUAUAUAUCUAUAUACACACACACAUACAUAUACGUACAUACAUUUGCAAAACUGAUCCCUCAUCGUCUUAUUCUUUGACAGAUGGUGAAGUAUAAUAACUAGUUACAAUGUUAUCUACUCUUCAGUUUAUUAUAAAAGACAAAGGGAUAAUGAAAAAUAAUUAAUUAAAAAUAAUUUAUAAUGAGCAGGUAGCGCUAAUUUUAUUUGUGAUGACCCUAAUGUAUUAGUGCUGGGCCGCCACAAAUAAAUUCAUGGGAAACACUGUAUAUAAUUGUUUACAACAACCGAACGUUCCAUACCGAAAAAGCCAAUUUCAUAUAUACGUACUGUUACACCCCCAAUACUUUGGGGCAUAUUGUUUACAUGCAGGUGCUGAAGAGCAUUAUUGUUUUUAAAAGCCUUUCUACAAGAAUCCAGCUUAUAUUUUGACUAUGAGCAACAAUCAUGCAACAUACUGCUGAACUUAGCAGCAAACCGCUUGUGUUUCCAUGCACACAAGACUUGCAUUAACUUUUUUUUGCCUCUGGAAAGGAAUAUUUGUUGUCAUGUUAUUGUAUACUCAGGAAGAAUAUUAUUACCUCAGACUGAUGAUGAAUACGAAUGAAUGUUAUUACCGCUUGUAGGGAGCCCUUGGAGCCAUACUGGAGCUGUCGAAAAGCAAAACACACUUUCAACUCUUCAGGGAAUUGACAUGGCCUUUGAUAAUACACGCACACAUGUGUACACAAACACUCACAUGCACACACGGGAAAGCGGCGAUAUUUUCACCAAGGCCUGAAAUAUUGAAUGUAAUUGAGAUAUUUUUUUUAAAGAAAGGACAAUACAUGCCAUAUGGAUGACAUUUUUAGCGAUAUUAACUAUAUUUUCUUCAUGUAUAGAUGCCCUCAUAGAUUUUGGUGGAGAGAUUAAUGAUGUUAAUGUGUUUAGUGUGUGUAGUUAGCAGCAUCACUCUAUGAUAAGCAAGUGACAAACUCAAUGCUACAAUACACUAUGUUCUAUAUAGCUACGUUUAUUAAAGGUCUUAAUAAAGUCUUUGUGUUCUAAAACAGCAGCUUGUGGAACUGGAGUUGACCAUAUUGCUUCAGGACAUUUUGGGAGUACAUUUAAGAGCACAUGCUGAUUGGUUGAAGGAUUUUGGCAAAAAUAUUUUCUUUUUAAUUCAGUGUUCACGCUUGUGGUUUGAUGCUGGAAAAAAGACUGCAUUUCUCUUAGCAUUCACACUGGCAUUUUUGUCACAUGAGCAAAGGCUGCUCAGUUUAAAAAACAAAAAAUAAUGUAUUAAGUGAUGUAACUCAAAUAUUCCAAACCAAAACGCAGUCUGCUGCAUGAUAUUUGAUUGAUAUUUUUAUAUUCUGCUAAAUUUACCAUCUUAGAUUUCACCACUAAAUAAAAUAAGAGCCCCCCCCCCCAGAACUGAGCAGAACUGAGUGACUUUUCACGCAUUUUCUUUUAUGUAUUUGUAAUCCCUGCAUGCGUUUUGCAACUGCAAAAUGCACUGAUGUAUAUUUGCAGUGAUGAACUAAACAAAAGUCCAAAAUGUUAAUUAGUAAAAAAAUAAAUCAUGCAAAAUAUACCAGAAAAUAAUAAUUCAAAUUACAGAAUAAAAUGAAAAAGAAAGAAUUGUUUCUGGUGAAUUUCUCUGGAGCAGGCGCAUUCAAAAUCUACCAAGGGUAUUUGUGAAAUAUAUAUACACACACACAGACGGAGAAGACAGCAAACACUAAAUAAAUAAAAUAAAAAGUUAAUUAUGCAAGAAAAACAGCAAAUAUUAAAAUUACACAACAAAUUAAAACAGAAGAUUUAUUUCUGUAGAAUUUCUUUAGAGCAGAGGUGAUAUUCACAUACAUACUGUAAAGUAUAUAUAAAUACUGUAUAUACAGAAGGAGACAGCAUAGAAGAGCAAAAUGUAUGAUGUAUUUUCUGUAAUUUUUGCUGACAUUUGAAUACUGAUCCACACAUUGUGUUCACAUUUGAUCUGUGUCGAGUGAAACACCAGCCAUCACUUGCAAGCAGAGGGUUGGGUCUCGGAAUUGUACAGAGCAAAUGCACUAGAGUGACAAGUGUGAACGCACCUUUAACGUGUGACACAAUGAUCACACACCAAACAUGUAUUGGAACUCCCUUGGGUGCAAAGUAUUUAAACUUGCAUUUAAGCUACAAGAAUUGAUGCUCUUCAAUGUCCUCCACAAGCUGUUAGUUCUCAUUCAGUGUCCAACCCAAUAUAAAUUUCCGUGUUAUCUUUUUUUUGGUUAUUUCUUGUUGUUGUGCAUCCUCCAUAACCGUUUCUACCUCAUUUUGAAGACAUUGUACAUGGAAGUAUUUAUUUCAUGUCCUUUCAUAUGCCAGUUUAUUAGGAGCAACAAUGUUUCUCCAUUUUAACACAUUAAGAGUCUACCUCAUAAAAAAUAAAAUGAAGAUAUUGUACCAAAAAAAGAGAGAGGAAAAAAAUGACUGAAUCUGAUUUUUUUGGGAGGGGGGGGAUCUAUCAAGCCAAAAAUGUUUGAUGUUUGACUGUUGUCUUUCACUAAAAUGUAUGUUGACAACUUCA